CUAAAAAUACUCCAUCAUUUUAAGCAAUCUACGCCAUUGUCUAAUGUAUUCUUUUUAAAGAUGGUCAGGUGUGGAUUCAUGGAGAUUUGACUACUAUUUCUAGCAGACCUAGCAACUACGUGCUCUCUAGUUGGCUCGUUCUUUACAGUGAAGACAUUCGUGUCAUCGACUUCCGGUCUACUGUCAUAGCAACGAGGGUUCAGAGGUUUGAUACAAAGAAACUCGAACAUGGAACUCGUUGUCGGCGAUCUCGAAGCGAUACGUCGGACUAGGAUCCUAAAUGAACAGUAUUCAAGUGUUGCUCCACAAGAUAAACCAUUAAAUACUCAGAUUAACUCCAGAAUUAUUAAAGGACACCGAUUAUCUGUGAAUUACUGCCAAUUCUUGAAUGAAGAUAGAUUUAUACUCAGUUGCUCAGAUGACAAAACGACCAAACUUUGGAGCACUACAACAAGCAAAUGUAUUGAAACAUUUCAACAUGAAAAAUCCAAAGCUAUACGAAAGGCCCAUGUUAACCCUAACAAUUGCGAGUUUGUUAAUUGUGGCGAUGACAAACGGAUUCUGUACUGGGAUAUGGAACACAAACAAAUGAUAUGGAGUGGAGAACAUAAAGGAAUUGUCAUGGAUUGUAGAGUUUCACAUAAUGGAAAGUUACUAGCAUCAUGUUCUGAUCUCGACAAUCAAAUUAAAAUCUGGGAUAGAAGAGCCCCAAAGGCUUUUAAUAAUCUGCAAGAUUUUCACAAAAAAACUUCAACAUGUCUAAGGUUCACACAAGAGGAUGAUAAAAUAGUUUCUACAUCAUUUGAUGGUACUACAUCAAUUUUUGACUUGAGAACAAACAGAGCCAUAAUUACUUUGACGGGACACAAGAAUAUUGUUUCUUGCUGUGCACUGACUUUAAAUGACCACUUCCUGGUCACUGGUGGAUGGGACAAAAUUUUAAAUAUAUGGGAUAUUGCAAUAGGAAAAUACAGAACAGCAGGACCAAUUUCAUUACAGGGACAUGAAGGCUCCAUUAGCUGUUGUGUGUUUGGUCUAGAGGGAAAAUGGCUUGUGACAGGGGGUUAUGACAAUUUAAUCAUCUUGUGGGAUCUUACUGAAUAUAGGGAGCAGUAUAGAUUAACUGAACAUAUCAAUUGGAUUCAUGGUGUUGAUAUUGCUAAAAGCCAGCGUUCUAUACUUUCCUGUUCUCGGGACCGUACUAUCCGAGUCUGGGACAUUGAUAAUAUCAGUUCCAUAUCAGCAUUACUACCUGGAAAUGAUUUUAUUCCUAGAGUAUUACAGUGUGAAAGAUGUAACAAAACAUUCAUACCUCUCAAUGAUUAUCAAAAUACCAUGUUGCUGCUAUGUACAUAUUGCAAACUUGAUUCUUGCCUCAAUAAAUACUCUCUCUGAGUAAUGCAUUUCUUCCAAAGCUAAUUCCAAAGAAUUACACCUAAUGCAAAAUGUCUUUUGUUGGUUUUUUUCCACCCCCUACCCGAAACUUAAAUGAAAAUAUUACCUUCAAAACAAUGGCUUUAACAACUAUUAGAGAAUAUAUAUUCUUCCCAGUGGUUUUCUAAUAUGGAUGUGCAAUGCUAAUUUGUUCAAAAUGCAGAGCACAAGUCACUUGCAAAAGUUGUUGACUAUCUAUCUGCGGCUUUAUA
Messenger RNA from Octopus sinensis (East Asian common octopus), 1646 nucleotides. RefSeq names its product WD repeat-containing protein 88-like. The coding region runs from base 229 to 1395 and encodes 388 amino acids. The record is from RefSeq and is a predicted model, not a curated record. Gene Ontology annotation, molecular function: protein binding. The transcript has 11 exons. Lineage: Eukaryota; Metazoa; Mollusca; Cephalopoda; Octopoda; Octopodidae.